Messenger RNA from Dermacentor albipictus, 4483 nucleotides. Its product is annotated as nose resistant to fluoxetine protein 6-like. Gene Ontology annotation, molecular function: acyltransferase activity, transferring groups other than amino-acyl groups. Lineage: Eukaryota; Metazoa; Arthropoda; Arachnida; Ixodida; Ixodidae. The record is from RefSeq and is a predicted model, not a curated record.
AGCAGCUGCCAUGUGGUUGCCGAGUGGGCUCCUGUGCGCUGUAUUCGCGAUACAUGCGUCGACCAGCGCAUCUGCCGGACCUGGCACUGAUGUAGUGGCCAAGUGGAAGGCGAUUGAGGCCAAUGCAAAGUCGCUGGUCCAGAAGCUGAUCAGCAUGUCCUAUCGAGAGGCGCUUCCAUUGAUCCACGAGGCGGAGCUCUCCAGCGAGUGCUUUAUCAGCCUGACCAGCGUUCUCAGGGGCCUGCAGGAGCUCAACACCGAUAUCGUCAGACUGCUGGAUGCAUCAGGAAAAAUCCCCAGUGGUUUCUCCGACGGCAGCCUGGCGGAACUGGGAGACUACGAUCUGUGUCUUCGCCUUGUGGUCCACAAAAGUACGCAGUCCGGCACAGGCGAGGAGCUCUUCCGCGGACAAUACUGCAGCUUCACUCUCGACCCUCCGCUUCCCCCGAGACCACCAGUGAUAAGGAACACCCAACCACUCAUCGACAGCAGCAGUUUCUCCAACCACUCGGCAAUCAAGGAGACCCUCGACGUGUCUUGGGGACUCUACACGACCAGACUCCGGAUGGGCAUCUGUGUACCGGAUCAAUGUUCUCCUCCCGAGAUCCACAGGAUGCUCCAGGCAGUGUCCGAAAAAUUGCUGCUCAGUACCACUCUACUCGGCUGUGAAGUCCGCGAGGUGGCGGUGCUGAACAACUCGCAAAUUGCGUCAAUAAUUAUUCUCGGGUCGUUCAUCGUGAUUGUUUUGGCGGCGACUUCUUGUGACAUCGUAUUGGGCUGCUUAAAGGAUCAGGGCCGCUACAACACCAUGCCAGGUGAAUCGCUCCAAUCGUUCCUAAAGUUAUCCCUUCCGCGGGUCACCUACGAGCUGUUCAAAGUUGGAAACUGCAAUGCCAGCCUCAAGGUGUUCAAUGGCCUCCGAAUUUGCGGCGUCUUUUGGGUGGUGGCUUUCCACACGUACAUUUACCCGGACAUCGGCACAUACCGCGCUCUCAGGGAGCUCCAAAAAAAUGCCAUCUACAUUCCGUUCCAGCUCAUUAACAACGCUUGGCUUUGUGUCGACAUGUUCUUCUUCAUCAGCGGCUUUCUAAUAGUAUAUAAUCAGCGGAAGAUUCCAUCCAAGAUUUCUUCAUGCCGCUUCUACGUGAAAAGCUUGAUUCAACGAUACUGGAGGCUCAUUCCUCUGGCCAUGCUAGUGAUGCUUAUUCUGUUCCUGGAGCCAUUGUUCGGGUCUGGUCCCAUUUGGAAAGAGAAGAUGAAUUCCGAAGUACGCAACUGCGAGCUUCACUGGUGGUCGGUGCUUGGAGGAUUCUCCAAUUUCUUCCACGUCGAUGACACGUGCAUUAUACACUUCUGGUACAUCAGCGCUGAUCUUCAAAUUUACGCUGCGGCUGUGGCCUUGUCCCUCCUAUCCAUUAAGAAGCGGCGGCUGAGCAUCAUGAUAAUGCUCGCCUGUGUCGUUGCAUCGAUGGUCAUGGUAGGAGUGCAGACAUACCUCAGCGAGUACCCACCGACCAUGUUUCUGUUCGCCAGAGAUGUAAAGUUUGCUCUCACUAUGAAUCGCUGGAUGUACCUGCUGCCACACGCCCACGUAGGUCCCUACUUCCUUGGUGCACUCACUGCCUUUGCCUAUGAGCGAUACCGACAAUCCAAGAUCCCUGUGCCACUGCAGUCCGUCCUCUGGGCUUUGUCGCUGCUGUUCAUCGGGGCAUCACUCUUUGCUGCCGCUCCCUGGGGUCUGGGGGACUUGCCGCCUCUGCACGUGACAAUCGCGUAUGCCAUCACUCACCGCAUCGCCUGGGCGCUGGGCUUGGCCUGGAUUGUUUUCGCCUGCGCAACAGGAAAGGGGGGCGUGGUCAACUCGCUGCUGUCCUGGGAUGCCUUGGUUCCGCUGGGGAGGAUGUCCUAUUCAAUAUACUUGGUGCACGCAUACUUGGUAUUUUACAAGGCCUGGACAAUCCGACAGCGCAUCGAAAAUCACCACUUCCAAAUUAUGUCUUCAGCUGUUUCCAGCUUCAUGAUGGCAAUAGCAGCGGGCUACCUGGUGUACGUGUUUCUUGAGCAGCCCUUGGUUAUCGCCUGGGCCAUGGCCAACAAGCGGCUUAACGAGCGCGUCACGGAGGCAGCAACGAGCGCUGAGAAAAGCCCUGGCGCCCUCCCGGUGAUUGUGGAAUCGCAGCACUCACCGAACUACCGAGGUUGAAAGUGCGCAAACACCGUUCACGAUGCGGAUAAAUCUGUGCUCGAAGGGGGAACAUCUGUUCGUCCACUACGUGCUCCCAAAUCCCCCCAGGGGUGCAUUCUGUUUGCGUGAAGAGACCAGGGUACACAAACGUUAUAGGGACGCAGCAGUCGCUCGAGACAGAAUCCGAGCAGUCACAAUGACUAUCACAACGACAUCUCGAUCCCCAGAUCACCGGCAGUUAGGUAUUGAUAUGUGUUAUCACGUUUUGUGAAUGGGCUCCAUAUACUUCCGUUAACAUAACUCUCCAGGAGGAUUCGCGAGUGCUCCUCGUAAGGCAGAUAUUUUGCCAAAAUUUACUGGUGUGGCUGCUCUUCACACGGAAUGUUUUAGCACGUCAUUCCACUAAAAGAUAAAUCAUUUACAGAUCACCUUUGACCGGACUGCUGAUGAAAGGUUUUAAACCAAACUUAUUGGUACAUAUUACUUGACAUUUUGGGGACUCUACGAAGAGACCUGACUAGACGAACGCGAGGCGCAAACAUGAACGGGCAUUUAUUCGAUACACACACGUAUAUAUAAAAACGCAAGGUGGGCAAACGCUAAAAAUUUGACUCUUGAGACUGCAAAAACAACAUUUAUCUUGUUUAUCUUCUUAUUUAUGUUGUGCAAAGUUAUCUUGUUCCUCAUAUACUUCGACACUGAACUAAGGACGGGAUAGCAAUCCGGUCACCCACUAGACAACCUGCGGCUACACGCCUUAUUUUGAUCAGUACGAAAUCCUAAAAUUACCAGGGCAAAGGAAAAUUAAUAUAAAUGUUCGAGGCACACGCAAUUUGCAGGAGUAGUGAUGUGGGCGUGCUGGUAUGGCAUCUUGAUCCGAGUUUAUUAUAUUGAAUAAGACUGUACACAAGAAGACAGACAGCACAUACUAGGCGCUAGCUUCUAACAAUAUAUUAUUAUCGAAAAAGUGGUUGUACUUCUAUACGCCGUCCGUUGAAUCACCCUCACGUUUAAACGUCAAAAAGUUAUAGCGACAAAAUUUUUAGUGAUAGCUCAUGUCAGGCGCAAAACAUUAUUCUCUAUUCCAAUUAUGUCGAAUUCCUUAUUGCACAGAGCUAUUUAUUUAUUUAUUUAUUUAUUUAUUUCAGAUACCCUCAUGGCCCACAAGGCAAUAUUGAGGGGAGUGGUACACACAUUUCAAUAGAUUUGUUACAAAAAGAGACAACGCAUAUAUACAAAAUAUAUAUAUGUACCCGCCGUGGUUGCUCAGUGGGUAUGGUAUUAGGUUGCUGAGCACGAGGUCGCGGGAUCGAAUCCCGGCCAUGGCGGCUGCCAAGGUGCCACCAAGAUAAGUCAUAAAAUUUCUUGAUUUUUAAUAUACCUUCCGGAAUGGCAUGACGUGCUGGUGCUGCAGCUAUAGGACCAAUAAACCGUUAUUGGCAUAUCUUCCGCCCAUUACAAAUCGAUAAAAACUUGUAUACAUAACCCGCUUAAAAAAUCGUAGCUGCCUCAAAUCGGCGAAGCGAUCACAAUGCAGGCGACGUGCCUACGUGAUGCAGGUUAUCCCAGUCAAGUUCUUGUGUCAGCUGCAGACGGGCUGCUGAAGCAAGUGCAAGAAACUGAAACCACCGAUCGUCAGCAGAAAUAAAGUAAUAAGAAAGCAAUAAGAAAGUUGCAUUGAUAUCAAAUAUCCGCCGGUUAUAGCACAGCCUAAAGAAAAUUGCAUGGCACGGUAGCACUGAUGUGGUUUUCUCUGCACCUAAAAAACUAAUCAGCCUUUGCAGAAAAACAAUGCCUGGGAAGAAACAGAGUGAUUAGUGCUGUCAAGUAAAACACAAGAAUUAGUAGAAUGCAAAAUUUCAAUUAUCUAUCGCAUCCCUCUAACGUGCGGAAAAUGUUACGUCGGGCAGUGAGGCAGAUGUGUAAACGACAGAUUGCUUGAAUACAGAGGUAAUAACGGGCAAAGUGACGUCAGACAACUUUCUCGCCCUCCAUUGCAAACAGCGUCAGUGCUUCCCCUCCUUCUCCUUCAUUCAAUUGGCAAUACUGGUAGAAGUCAGUGCGAAGUGGCUGGAGUGAUAAUUGAAGCUGAACAGAUUGCUACUAUUAGGGAAGCAUGCGUCACUAAGCCGUCGCUAACUCUGUCCAAUGGAAAAUUGAAGUUUUUGGGCGUGUCAUGCGCUAUUACUAAAAAUGUUGUCGCUUUGAUUUUAGGGACACGUACACGUUUCUGUGACUGAUGUGACAGAGCAUAUAAGUACAAUCUGGUUUUCGAUAAUAAAGCUUUGUUGAAAAUUA